UCCACAUUGUGUUUUCUAGAAGGACGGUGGAGCAGCCCAUGUGGGCACCUCGCGAUAAGGGAAGCUCUCGGCCAGGGUGCCCCAGCUUGUCCGCGACAUGGAGGUGGCGGCGACGCAUUAGGGUCCGGAUCGUCCAUGCGACAGCAACGCAGCUCGACGGGAGACGGCUGCCGGGACGGAGCUGGCCAAGCACUCCAUCACCGGUGGUCGUCCUCGUACAAAAGAGUUGCCGCCCGCCUGCCUGCCAACCUCGAGCCUGUCCUCCUCCUGCUUGCCCCAGGUCUCUGCAUCCCGCGACCCUCGCAGCAUAACCACCUCCGCGUGUCGAUCAGACUCUGUGUGUAGCACCGCAGCAUCUUGGCAAGAGAUGGCUUCCCCUACCACCGCCACGGCGCCUGCCCGCCGGACCACUGGCGACAGCAUCAGCGAUGCCGGUGUCGACGUCGAUGAGAAGAUGCCGCACACACCUCCCGGAGACGCCCAUGCGCCCCUCCACGACCCCAACUUCAUUGCCGAGGACUACCCCGGCAAGCCCACGGAAGAGGAGAUGCGCACGCUCCGCCGCGUGCCGGGCAAGCUGCCCACCAUUGCCUACCUCAUCUGCAUCGUCGAGUUCUGCGAGCGUGCCUCGUACUACGGUGUCCAGCCCCUGAUCAACAACUUUGUCAACCGGCCCAUGCCCCGCGGCGGCAACGGCUAUGGUGCGCCCCCGAUCGACCCCAACGACCAGCAGACUGCCGGUGCCCUCGGCAUGGGCCCCAACGUCGCCAACGCCGUCUCGCAGUCCUUCAGCAUGUUGGCCUACGCCCUGCCGCUCUUCUUCGGCUACAUGGCCGACACCCGCACUGGCCGCUUCAACAUGAUUCUGUACGGCAUCGGUGUCUUUGGUGUGGCCCACGUCCUCAUGUGCGCGGCCGGUGCCCCUGACCUCCUCGCCAGCGGCAUGGCCAAGGUCCCCUACUUCAUCUCGCUCUACACGCUCAGCAUUGGCGCUGCCAUGUUCAAGCCCAACGUCUCGCCUCUGCUGCUCGACCAGAUGACCCACAAGGUCCCCAUUGUCGUCGAGACCGCCAAGGGCGAGCGUGUCAUCCAGGACCCCGAGCACAGCGCCGAGCGCGUCAUGCUGUGGUUCUACCUGCUCAUCAACAUUGGUGGCUUCAUGAACGUCGCGACCACCUACUGCGAGAAGUACGUCGGCUGGUGGUUGGCUUUUGUGAUCCCCCUGAUUCUCUACCUUCCUCUGCCAAUCCUCAUGUGGUGGCUCAAGCCCAGACUCAUCCUCCACCCUCCCGGAGGCAGCGAUCUCGGCAACGUCGUCAAGAUUAUCGCCAUCUGCUUCCGCCGCGGCGGCAUCAAGCGCAUCGGCCGCAAGGGCUUCUGGGAUGUCGCCAAGCCCUCGCACAUUGCCGCCUCCGGCCUCGAGCGCAAGUUCACCACCCACUGGAACGACGCAUUUGUCGAUGAUGUCCGCCGCACCUUCCAGGCCACCGGCAUCUUCUGCUUCUUCCCCAUCCAGUACAUCAACGACAACGGUCUAGGCUCUGCGGUCAGCUUCCUGAGCACCAUGUUGACCACCAACGGCGUGCCCAACGACGUCAUCAACAACUUCAACUCGCUCUCCAUCAUCCUCAUGGCCCCUGUCCUCAACUACGGCCUGUACCCUCUGCUCCGCCGUCUGAACAUCCACUACGGCCCUGUUGCCCGUAUCACCACCGGUCUCGCCCUCUCCACCCUCGGCGGUGUCGGCUACACCAUCCUGCAGAAGUACGCCUACGAGCAGUCCCCUUGCGGCUAUCUCGGCUCCUCCGACUGCACGAUCGGCACGGGUGUCGCCCCCAUCAGCAUCUGGUGGACCGGUCUCCCUCUCGCCAUUGGCGGUAUUUCCGAGCUCUUCAUCAACGUCCCCGCCUACGGUAUCGCCUACUCGCGCGCUCCCGUCAACAUGCGUGGUCUCGUGUCUGCCAUCAACCUCUUCAACACUGCCAUCGCCUACGCCAUCGGCCUGGCCUGCUCCAGCGUCGUCAGCGACCCCUACCUCGUCUGGGUCUUCGGUGCGCCGACCAUCAUCGGCGGUGUCCUGACCGUCAUCUUCUACUUCACUUUCCGCCACAUCGACAAGGAGGAGUACACCCUCACCUCUGCGUCCGAGCACCCCCAGAGUGCCAUCACCGGCACUGGGCCCGUCGUCGCCGAGAACGACCUCAACAAGAGCAUCAACCGCCCUGCCCCCAUCGCCGACAACGAGGAGAUGAUGAUCUCUCAGAAGCAGUAGAGGAGUUCUUUCCCGCCGCGCAGGAUACUGAUCUCAGCAACAAAGGGAAUUUCUUCUCCGCAUGGCGUGUCCCGUAAAUGAUCAUGCCGUUGAGCCAGCGUUGUUGUAACUGCUCCCAGAAUUAGCAUAUACCCCUCAAAACUUUUCAUCAAAUAUUAAAAGAUUCAAUCCCCU
Microdochium trichocladiopsis is the source of this 2446-nucleotide messenger RNA. Its product is annotated as POT family-domain-containing protein. The transcript is spliced from 2 exons. Gene Ontology annotation, cellular component: membrane. Bases 368 to 2272 code for a protein of 634 amino acids. Gene Ontology annotation, biological process: transmembrane transport. Lineage: Eukaryota; Fungi; Ascomycota; Sordariomycetes; Xylariales; Microdochiaceae. Gene Ontology annotation, molecular function: dipeptide transmembrane transporter activity. The record is from RefSeq and is a predicted model, not a curated record.